GUAAACUGUGGAAAAUGGCCUUCAGUGAUCUUACUUCACGGACCGUGCGUCUCUAUGAUAAUUGGAUUAAAGAUGCUGAUCCCAGAGUUGAAGACUGGCUCCUCAUGGCGUCGCCUCUUCCACAAACCAUCAUCCUUGGACUCUAUGUCUAUUUUGUCACUUCUCUGGGACCAAAGCUCAUGGAGAACCGAAAGCCCUUUGAACUCAAGAGAGCGAUGAUAACGUACAAUUUUUUCAUAGUACUUUUUUCUGUGUAUUUGUGUUAUGAGUUUGUGAUGUCUGGCUGGGGCACAGGUUACUCAUUUCGAUGUGAAAUCGUUGACUAUUCACAGUCACCCACAGCUUUGAGGAUGGUGCGCACCUGCUGGCUUUAUUACUUCUCCAAAUUUAUCGAGUUGUUCGAUACUAUCUUUUUUGUUCUGCGUAAGAAAAAUAGCCAAGUUACUUUCCUGCAUGUCUUCCAUCACACCAUCAUGCCAUGGACCUGGUGGUUUGGAGUCAAAUUUGCUGCAGGGGGCUUGGGAACAUUCCAUGGCCUCCUAAAUUCAGCUGUGCACGUGAUCAUGUAUUCCUACUAUGGACUGUGUGCAAUGGGACCAGCCUACCAGAAGUAUUUGUGGUGGAAGAAAUAUUUGACAUCACUGCAACUUGUCCAGUUCAUUAUUGUCACCAUCCAUAUAGGUCAGUACUUCUUCAUGGAAGAUUGCAAGUACCAGUUUCCCGUCUUUGUGUACAUCAUCAUGAGCUAUGGGUGCAUCUUUUUGGUGCUGUUUCUCCAUUUCUGGUACCGUGCCUACACCAAAGGUCAAAGGCUGCCCAAAACUGUGAAAAACGGAAUCCACAAAAACAAAGGUCACUGAGACACAAGCACACCAGUGAAUCUCUGCUUGAGACUGCGUUCUUGUCUUCCUUGACAAUCAACAAAUCUACAUAGUGGGUGGUUUAAGACCAUUUUUGAUUUGAGGGUGCCUGCAAUGAACUACUAAUAUGAAUAUUUAAGUAUUUAAUCAAUAUAAGAAUCUUUAAACUAUGACAAUAUGAGGAGGUGAUAUUAUAACAGACAACAUUCUUUUUCUUCUUGAAACUAGAGUAUUUUUUUAUUAACAAAUUUACCUCUUUGCAGACAUACACAAAGUUAAUUGCAAAAUAGUUGUAGCAAAGGGUUCAUUAUCCCAUGAGAACAAAUCUCCUUGUUUGCAAACUGAUAACCUUAGUGACAAGUACAUUGUGGGCUCAAUGUAAGGCUUAUUGUUUUGAAGGUAUGCCAUGAAAGACCUAGGAGGCAUUCUUAUCAGCACAACUGAUGGAAACUAUUCAAGAUAUCCACUUAACAUUCUCAUGAGUGAUUGAACAUGACAAACCAGUCGAUUUUUUUUUUUAAACCUUCCCUGUGGUCGCUCUAUAAAAUGGAAAUCUAACCCUGGAGUCAGUGCAGGAGCUUCUGUAUCCUGUCCACGAGCUGCGAAGACCAGAGGCCACAGUUAGAGGUUUCUGGGCGGGGAAGAAGGAGUCUACUGCACUACAUUGCGUCUCUUCUCUGUGCUCCAACUAUCGCCUGCGCUGGAUUUCUUGGAAACAGCUGUCCUGUUUACAUUCUCCUCUCACGGGAACAACGUGUUCUAAAUACAAUCUGUAGAUUAUGGUGAAAAGCAGCUGAAAAACUGCUGGCUGCUGUGUACUUGAUCAGAAAACUGUUAUUGGGGAGCUUUGAUUUCUCAAAAAUCAGAAUCCUCCAUAAGAGAUCAUCAAAACGCAGGCUCUUGGUUCUGAAAAAUAUGCAAAAUACACUGCACAUGUAAAUAUUUGUAUCAUUCAAAUGGAUCCUUUCACAAAUUCUGUUUCUAGUCAAUUGGCCUAAAAAUGUAUUUAGUGCCCCACUUUUUACUUUCUCAUUUGUUGAGUAGUGCCAAGGGUCUUCAAAGCUUGGAAGUGGCGUCCAAGAUACAGCGAUUGCUCUCAAUUCACCUGGAGCACCAGCGGAAGACAGACAGCGGGCACAGGAAAGAAAGUGGAUGUGUGGCUGAUUGCUCCCAGGAACAACCGCUGCUUGUGUCAUGGAACCUGAAGACUGAUGGUGCCUUGCUGCCAUUUAAUUGAAGCAUCUAUAGAAGAAUCGUGGUCAAAGAGUAAAAUCAGAACGGAAUUGAAAUUCACAUAGAAUCCAUCAUUUUCUAUAUCAGUGGAAACGGGAUGAACCCCUAACAUUAUUACCCUGAGAUAAUCUUGAAAACUUAGACCAAAAAUAGUCCCUGGAUGCUUCUUAAAACCAAGCAGUAGUUUAGCUUCACUAGAUAGAAUAUCUGCCUUGAGCGUUGUGCCCUAUUAAGGGCUAUCUGUGUGGAAUCAAAUUGGUAACUCAGAAGAUUAGAUAGGAAACAUGGAUAGCAGUGAGUUUAUAUCAAUGGGGAAGUAACAACUGAGAAGAGCCAGACUAGUUGCACAACUCGAAGAAUGUAGUCAAGGUCCGUGGAUCAUCCAUGUACGUGCACAUACUUGAGCUGGUACAUAUUUUACUGUGCAUAUUGUGAACCACAACAGAAUAACAGAUGAAAUUUGUUUCACUUCCUUUGUUGUUGAAGAACCAAACUAGUGUAUUUAUUAUUCGGAUUUUAUUAUAAAUAAAGGAUGGUUUCCUGGGUUGGGUUUU
This is a messenger RNA of Echinops telfairi (small Madagascar hedgehog), 2647 nucleotides long. RefSeq names its product ELOVL fatty acid elongase 7 (gene ELOVL7). The record is from RefSeq and is a predicted model, not a curated record. Gene Ontology annotation, molecular function: fatty acid elongase activity. Gene Ontology annotation, biological process: fatty acid elongation, polyunsaturated fatty acid; fatty acid elongation, saturated fatty acid; fatty acid elongation, monounsaturated fatty acid. Gene Ontology annotation, cellular component: endoplasmic reticulum; endoplasmic reticulum membrane. Lineage: Eukaryota; Metazoa; Chordata; Mammalia; Afrosoricida; Tenrecidae. The coding region runs from base 15 to 860 and encodes 281 amino acids. The transcript is spliced from 7 exons.